Leptosia nina is the source of this 894-nucleotide messenger RNA. The record is from the annotation of a GenBank genome assembly. NCBI's taxonomy places the organism in Eukaryota, Metazoa, Arthropoda, Insecta, Lepidoptera, Pieridae.
AUGAUAGGCAUUAUGGAGCAACAGAAUGAGAACAAAUCACUCGAAGAAAAUUAUCAUCAUUAUACCCUUUUUGAUAUCACCGUGGACCCUGGUCUAAAAGAUGAUGUCGGUAAUGAAUUGCCAAGACCUUUUAAUAAAAAUCAAAUGAGAAAGUGGUUAAAAAAAGUCAGAUGGGAAAAACACAAAUCUGAGAAGCGUAUUAAAGAAAAGGCCAGAGCAAAAGAGAGAAAGCGUGAAGCCCGUGCAGCAAAUAUAGAUUUAGGUCCUAAUAGAAAAAUGUUGAAGAAAAUGAAGCUAGAAAAAGUUAAAAGUAAUGUUGGUAUAAUAUUAGACCUAAGUUUUGACCACUUAAUGAUUGAGAAGGAUAGGUAUAAAGUUAUAAAACAACUUUUAAGGUGUUAUUCAAUUAAUAGAAGGUCGGAAUCACCACUUCAGUUUCAUGUUACUAGCUUUGGUGAGAAAAUAAAGGUUGAUAUUUCACGACACAAUGGCUACGAACAUUGGGAUAUAGAAUACCAUGAAGAAUCAUACAUAGAUGUCUUUCCAAAGGAGAAACUGGUAUACCUCACAAGUGAAUCAGAAAAUGUUAUUGAAAGUUUUGAAGACAAUAAGCUUUAUAUUAUUGGAGGUCUGGUUGAUCAUAACCAGCAUAAGGGUUUGUGUUAUAAAUUGGCAGUGAAACAUGGUAUCCAACAUGCCCAGUUACCACUUGACAAAUAUGUUAAUAUGAAAACAAGAAAGGUCUUAACUAUCGAUCAUGUUUUUGAGAUAGUGUUGCGAAUUUGUGAAGGUAUGCAAUGGGAGGAGGCUCUGCUAAAAGUACUACCUUUGCGAAAGGGUGCACAUUUAUGCCAGUCACUUAGUAAUUCAACUUCUAGUUUAGAUACUAGUUAA